AUGAUUCUUGCAGAGAAUCCUGUCACUCUUCAGACUGUUGUUCGUCAGUUAUACAGAGAUGAGCUUAUAGUUUGGAGGUUUGGAGAUGAAGGAAAACUUAUAGCUAAACAUGAUGUAGAGACCAAGAGCCCACCAUUAUAUGAUGAAACUGAUGAGAGAUUCAGAGACAGACUGAAGCUGAAUCAUCAGACUGGAUCUCUGACCAUCACAAACACCAGAACCACAGACUCUGGACUUUAUAAAGUAAAAAUUAGCAGCAACAAACUGACUGUAUACCGGAAAUACAUUGUUACCAUCAGUGGUUCAGAUUUGUCUCCAGCUGUUGUAGCAGGGAUUGUUGUUGCUGUUCUGCUGGUGGCUGCAGCAGCUGCUGGUGUGAUUUAUUAUCGCCAGAAGAUAGCUGAAAUCCCAAUAACAGUGUCAGGGAUGGAGGGAGACAGUGUCGAAAUAAACACUGGUGUUACUGAAAUACAGACAGGGGAUGUAAUAGAGUGGCAGUCUGGAAAUGAAGACUAUCCCACAGCUAAAAUCAUUGGAGGGACCGGUGAGAUCACAACAUAUGAUGAUGUUCAUCAUGGGAUAUUCAGAGACAGACUGAAGCUGGACAAGAAGACUGGAUCACUGACUAUCACAAACGCUGGAAUUGAACACACUGGACCCUUUAAGUUACUGAUCAACAAUAAAUACAAGAAGAAAUUUAUUGUUUAUAUCAGAGGGAAGUCAGAGACAGUUAAUGAAGAAGAUUCUGUCAUUCUGAAGACUGAUAUUAAAAUAAAGACAGAUGAUGAGAUACGGUGGCUGUUUGGAGCUGAAGACACUCAAAUAGCUGAUAUUAAAGUUGAACUUAAUGGAGAGACCAAAGUGAUCACUAAACAUGAAGAUGCUGAUGAGAAAUUCAAAGGCAGACUGAAGCUGGACGAGACGACUGGAUCACUGACCAUCAACAACAUCAGAACUGAUGAUGCUGGACUCUAUAAACUACUGAUCCUUAGCAGAGGAAGAACCUCAUGUAGAAAAAUCUUUGUUUAUGUCAAACAUGUCUCAAGUCUGUGAAUGUUACACAGAAAGACAAGUGAAUGAGUAAGGAUCUGGAUGGAGUAAAUGAGCAGGAGGGCAUCUACAACAACAAAACAUUUUUUCAGUUUUAAUGAGCCUCUAGAACCUGUCCAGUAAAAGUGAGAAAUGAAUCUGUGUGUUGAGCUGUUUUUAAACUUGCAUUUAAAAAGCAUUGUUGAUUUUAGAUUAAUCAAAAAAACAUAGAUUUAUAUAUUUAUU
This is a messenger RNA of Labeo rohita (rohu), 1275 nucleotides long. RefSeq lists its product as uncharacterized. The record is from RefSeq and is a predicted model, not a curated record. NCBI's taxonomy places the organism in Eukaryota, Metazoa, Chordata, Actinopteri, Cypriniformes, Cyprinidae. The transcript is spliced from 5 exons. Bases 1 to 1053 code for a protein of 350 amino acids.